Lycium ferocissimum is the source of this 1456-nucleotide messenger RNA. RefSeq names its product zinc finger CCCH domain-containing protein 31-like. Lineage: Eukaryota; Viridiplantae; Streptophyta; Magnoliopsida; Solanales; Solanaceae. Gene Ontology annotation, molecular function: mRNA binding; metal ion binding. The record is from RefSeq and is a predicted model, not a curated record. Bases 173 to 1069 code for a protein of 298 amino acids. The transcript is spliced from 3 exons.
GAGUAUCAUCUAAUUACCCCCCUUCUUUUCCAUAUCCUCACCCAGAUACGCAGAGUCACCUCUCUCACGUACAAUCCUUCCUCUUCUCUGAGAUUCUAGGGUUUCCAUUUCCUUUUGUUUUUUUGCCAAACACAGCCUAAGUCCAAUCAAUAGGAGUUGUUUUGCUGGUUCAAUGGAGUUGGGUGGUGGUAGAAAAAGAGGAAGGCCACAUGGUCCUAUGAAUGGUAAUGCUGGUGGUUUCAAGAAAUCUAAGCAAGCAGAACUGGAGUCAACUCCAACUGGUAUAGGAAGCAAAUCGAAGCCGUGCACAAAGUUUUUCAGUACUACGGGAUGCCCAUUUGGCGAAGGAUGCCACUUCUUGCAUUAUGUGCCUGGAGGCCUUAAAGCUGUGACUCAAAUGCUUGGCAGCAACCCAGCGUUUCCUGCAGCUUCUAGAAAUUCAAUAGCUCCACCAUCUUUCCAUGAUGGAUCAUCUCCUCCAGCUGUUAAGACUCGUCUAUGCACCAAAUACAACACUGCUGAAGGUUGCAAAUUUGGUGACAAAUGUCAUUAUGCACAUGGGGAUUUGGAACUUGGCAGGCCAGCAGCUCCAUUUCAUGAGGAGUCCCAUGGUAUGUUCCAAAUGCAUGGAAGGUAUGUUAGUCGACCAGAGACAAAUCCUGCAGGCCUUGGUGCAGCUGCCAGCUUUGGGUCCUCUGCGACUGCUAAGAUUAGUGUAGAUGCCUCUCUUGCUGGACGUAUUAUUGGAAAAGGCGGCGUCAACUCGAAGCAAAUCUGUCGUGUCACUGGAGCCAAAUUUUCUGUUAGGGAUCAUGAGUCGGAUCCUAACUUGAGGAACAUAGAACUUGAGGGUACAAUUGAUCAGAUUGAACACGCCAGUCGAAUGGUCCGUGAGCUUAUUCAGAGUGUUACAACAGCUGCUGCACCCCUGAUGAAGAACCCCAACUCCUCUGCAACGAGUAACUAUAAAACCAAAAUUUGUGAGAACUUUGCCAAAAGUUCGUGCACUUUUGGAGAAAAGUGCCACUUUGCACAUGGAGCAGAAGAACUGCGUAGGUCAGGUCCGUAAGCGUUGCAGUAUUUACUGUUAGGGAGUAUAUCCUUGUGGCUUUUAUCUCCUUUUCUCUGGGUUUGUGGAAAUAGUAGAUAGGUGGUUUUGCCAUUAGAAUAUCUCGGUACUGAGGCAUUUAUUUGUUGAGAUACUUAAUGUGCUUGAUUUCUCUUCUGGGUUCGUUGCUUAUCUUGUUUGCUGUGCCUUUUCAUAACCUAGUUACUGUUAUUGAUAUGGAUUUGUCUGUUUAGUUGGAACUUUGCCAGUCUGGAACAAUAUGUGAUGUGUGUAUGCUUCUUUCUUUUGCCGUACAUUAACCCAGAGGGGUCAGACUGCUGGAAAAUUGUCUCAGCCACUUGGUCUAGUUUCAAGCUUUUAUUUUACAGAUGAAAUGUUUGUUUUCUA